UCUAGAGAGUUAUCGUUAGUCAAUUAUGGCCGAAGAAGGCCGUAGAGAACAGAUUAUGGAAACAGAACCGAUGCCGGCAAGUACUUCAGGUGGAGAUCAAGCAGUGGAUGAGAAUGAAGUUGAGAAGUCCAAGUCGGUGCCGUUCUUCAAACUGUUUACCUUCGCUGAUAAAACGGACCUGUGGAUGAUGAUCGUUGGGACGAUUGGAGCUAUCGGAAAUGGAUUGUCGAUGCCUAUUAUGACUAUACUCUUCGGAGAGCUCAUUAAUUCGUUUGGUCAAAAUCAAGGUGUUCAACAAGAUAUAGUUCGUGUUGUCUCCAAGGUAUCGUUGAGGUUUGUUUACUUGGCUAUUGGAGCUGGAGUUGCAGCGUUUCUUCAGGUGGCGUGUUGGGUGGUGACUGGAGAGCGACAGGCUGCGAGGAUUAGGAACCUUUAUCUGAAAGCUAUUCUGAGACAAGAUGUAACUUUCUUUGAUACAGAGACGAAUACAGGUGAAGUUGUGGGGAGAAUGUCUGGAGAUACUGUCCUCAUUCAAGAUGCCAUGGGCGAGAAGGUUGGGAAAUUCAUACAAUUAGUUUCUACGUUCUUGGGUGGUUUUGCGGUUGCAUUCAUCAAGGGUUGGCUUCUAACACUCGUCAUGUUAGCUUGCAUUCCUUUGCUUGUCCUAACAGGUGCUGCCAUGGCCAUAAUCAUUGGUAAGAUGGCAUCUAAAGGACAAACUGCAUAUGGAAAAGCUGCAACCGUGGUUGAGCAGACAAUUGGAUCAAUUAGAACGGUUGCAUCAUUCACUGGAGAGAAGCAAGCCAUAGUUAAGUACAACAAAUCCCUUCUAAAGGCCUACAAUUCUGGCAUUCAAGAAGGAUUAGCAGCUGGGCUUGGUUUAGGGUCGCUCAUGCUCAUUAUAUUCGGUAGCUAUUCUUUGGCUGUGUGGUAUGGUGCGAAAUUGAUCAUUGAGAAAGGAUAUACCGGGGGUGAUGUGCUUAAUGUCAUUAUUGCUGUCUUAACAGGUUCUAUGUCACUUGGGCAGGCAUCUCCUUGCAUCAGUGCAUUUGCAGCUGGUCAAGCUGCUGCAUACAAACUGUUUGAGACUAUAAACAGAAAGCCAGAGAUUGACCCGUAUGACCAAAGAGGGGAAAAGUUGGAUGAUAUCCGUGGUGACAUUGAGUUGAAGAAUGUACAUUUCAACUACCCUGCCAGGCCAGACGAAACCAUAUUCAGCGGAUUCUCCCUUGUCAUCCCUAAUGGCACGACCGCUGCUUUGGUUGGACAAAGCGGAAGUGGUAAAUCGACGGUGAUUAGUCUAAUAGAGAGGUUUUAUGAUCCUUUGUCCGGUGAAGUACUUAUAGACGGAAUUAAUCUCAAACAAUUUAACCUCAAAUGGAUUCGUCAAAGGAUUGGUCUUGUGAGCCAAGAACCGAUUCUGUUCACAUCCAGUAUUAAGGAUAAUAUUGGAUACGGAAAAGAAAAUGCGACAAUUGAAGAGAUUAGAGCUGCAUGUGAGUUAGCGAAUGCUGCAAAGUUCAUUGACAAAUUACCUCAGGGCUUAGACACUAUGGUCGGUGAGCAUGGAACUGCACUGUCUGGUGGACAAAAGCAAAGAAUUGCCAUAGCCAGGGCAAUUCUGAAGAACCCGCGAAUUUUACUGCUUGAUGAAGCGACGAGUGCACUUGAUGCAGAAUCUGAGAAGGUUGUGCAAGAGGCUUUGGAUAGGAUCAUGGGUAACCGGACUACUGUUAUUGUUGCCCAUCGUUUGACCACAGUGAGGAAUGCCGACAUGAUUGCAGUCAUUCAUAGAGGAAAAAUAGUCGAAAAAGGCUCACAUUCUGUUUUGCUCAAAGAUCCUGAAGGAGCAUAUUCCCAACUCAUAAAAUUGCAAGAAAUUAAUAAAAGUUCAGAAAGAGAUGUCGGUCACGACAAAUCAGAGCUCGUCCGCGCUCCCAGCAGGCAAUCAAGCAGACGAAUGUCUUUGAUACAUUCUCUAAGCCGAGGAUCAUCGAGAAGAAGUAGCAGUGGCCGUCAGUUCUCAGUCUCAUUCGGUUUUCCAGUGGGACUCAAUGUUCCCGAAACAGCAUUAACCGAAGGCGAGACCUCUGCACCUGAAUUCGAGCCCACAGUAAAGCCUCCGCCAGUCCCACUUAGCCGACUUGGUCGUCUCAACAAGCCAGAAAUCCCAGUCUUAGCAGCCGGAGCUCUAGCUGCAGUCGUCAAUGGUUCCAUUCUCCCCGUCUUUGGAUUACUAAUUUCCAGCGUGAUCAAGUCGUUUUUCGAGCCUCCAAACGAGUUAAGAAAGGAUUCUAGAUUUUGGGCACUUAUUUUUCUUGCACUUGGAUUUGCAUCAUUUAUAGCAUAUCCAGCAAGGAGUUAUCUAUUCUCUAUUGCUGGCAAUAAGUUGAUAAAGAGGAUCAGGUCAAUGUGUUUCGAGAAAGUAGUCAACAUGGAAGUAAGCUGGUUUGAUCAGCCUGAAAACUCUAGCGGAGCAAUUGGUUCUAGGCUGUCUACAGAUGCUGCGACUGUUAGAGCAUUGGUUGGGGACGCACUUGCUCAGAUUGUUCAGGAUGGUGCAUCGGCUGUUGCUGGUUUGGUCAUUGCGUUUCUAGCAAGUUGGGAGUUGGCUCUCAUCAUUCUCGGAUUGUUGCCUUUAAUUGGUAUCAGUGGAUUCAUUCAAGUGAAGUUCAUGAAAGGAUUCGCCGCUGAUGCAAAGGUUAUGUACGAGGAAGCGAGCCAAGUUGCUACGGAUGCAGUUGGAAGCAUGAGAACAGUGGCUUCUUAUUGUGCGGAGGAGAAAAUAAUGGAAAUGUACAAACAAAAAUGUGACGGUCCAAGGAAGAAUGGGAUAAGACAAGGUUUGGUUAGCGGAAUAGGUUUUGGGCUAUCUUUUACCUUGCUGUUUUGUGUCUACGCAUUAAGCUUCUAUGCUGGAGCACGUCUCGUCGAAGGUGGCCGUAUAACUUUCUCAGACGUAUUCAGAGUUUUCUUUGCACUGACAAUGGCAGCCAUGGGAAUUUCUCAGUCGAGCUCAUUGGCUCCAGAUUCCAGCAAAGCCAAGACAGCUGCCGGUUCGAUAUUUGCCAUUCUCGACAGGAAAUCGAAGAUAGACCCGAGUGAUGAGUCUGGAAUGAUCUUGGAUGAGGUGAAGGGUGAAAUCGAACUUCGCCACAUAAGCUUCAAGUACCCAACUAGACCAGAUAUCCAGAUCUUCCGCGACCUCAGCUUGACAAUUCGCAGUGGCAAGACUGUGGCUUUGGUUGGAGAAAGUGGAAGUGGAAAGUCUACUGUAAUAGCUUUAUUGGAGAGAUUCUACGACCCUGAUUCGGGUAAUAUUACACUAGACGGGGUGGACCUUCAGAGGCUACAACUGAAGUGGCUAAGGCAACAAAUGGGGUUGGUGGGUCAAGAACCCGUUCUUUUCAAUGAAACUAUUCGCGCCAACAUAACAUACGGAAAAGGAGGAGAGGAAGCAACCGAGGCAGAAAUCCUAUCAGCAUCACAAUUGGCAAAUGCCCACAAAUUCAUCAGUGGAUUAAACCAGGGUUACGACACAUGGGUCGGAGAGAGAGGAGUUCAGAUGUCUGGCGGGCAAAAACAAAGGGUGGCAAUUGCUCGUGCCAUAGUAAAGAAUCCGAAAAUACUUUUGUUGGACGAAGCGACAAGUGCCCUUGAUGCUGAGUCGGAAAGGGUGGUUCAAGAUGCAUUAGACAGGGUGAUGGUGAAUCGGACCACAGUGGUUGUAGCCCAUCGCUUGUCCACAAUAAAGAAUGCGGAUGUGAUCGCAGUGGUGAAGAACGGUGUCAUCGUGGAGAAAGGAAAACACGAAACACUUGUAAACAUUAAGGAUGGUGUCUAUGCUUCGUUGGUCGCGCUUCACAUGAGUGCCUCUUCUUAAAUUAUAAACUGUCAAUUUGUCAUAUAAUUUAUACAUAUUUAGUGUCUAUCUCUAUAGUUUGGUGUGUAAUAUUCUUUUGUAUCUUUUAUGUUCCUCUGUUUUUGUCUAGUGUUUUAAAGUACUACUUGUA
Messenger RNA from Impatiens glandulifera, 4013 nucleotides. RefSeq names its product ABC transporter B family member 11-like. Bases 26 to 3883 code for a protein of 1285 amino acids. Gene Ontology annotation, molecular function: ABC-type transporter activity; ATP binding; ATP hydrolysis activity. NCBI's taxonomy places the organism in Eukaryota, Viridiplantae, Streptophyta, Magnoliopsida, Ericales, Balsaminaceae. The transcript has 11 exons. The record is from RefSeq and is a predicted model, not a curated record. Gene Ontology annotation, biological process: transmembrane transport. Gene Ontology annotation, cellular component: membrane.